UGCGCAUGCGCAUCAAAGCUUUAUGGAUUAAAAAAGGUCACGAACUCUGACCCUCUCGACAACUGCAUAAAACAUUUCCAAUAUUAUUGCACUGAAAGCAAUACAUUUUAUUACAUAUCGGAUUUUCAAAAGGUAGGAGGCAUUCGUUACUGGGAAAGUACGCGAGACUCAUGAGUAUCGCGCUGUUGAAGAAGCAGGAAGGAAGUUGCCAUUAGCUACUAGCUAACAACCAGCUAACAUAGCUUCUCAUAGUCUGGAGCUACACUGAGGUCUGGUAUGUGAAUCCUCCUACAAAGUCCUACUUUUUUUACUAGCCUCAUGCGACAGUAGGUGGACUUUAAGAAACGCCGAACGAAGGUGUGUAUGCCUCAUGGGGCACUGAUGUGAGGAGCGGCGGAUGAAGGUGUGCGCAGUAUUAGAAUGGAUGGACAGACUCACAAGAUUCAGCUUGUGUCAACAGACAGCAGCAUGGCUUUAGGACAUCGAAUCCAGAUCGUAACUGAUCAGCAGACCGGGCAGAAGAUCCAAAUUGUCACAGCACUUGAGCCAUCCUCCCCGGGGAAGCAACAGUUCAUCUUGGCGAAUGCCGACUAUUCCCCUGGCGGGAAGGUGAUUCUGGCCAAGCAGGAAGGCUCUCCUAACAAGGUGAUCCUCGCCUCUUCGGACGGCUGUGGGGUCAACCAGCUGCUUUUUGCUGCCCCCGAACUGGCAGGACAGCAGAUUCAGUUUGUGACUGACGGCUCGGACCAGUCUAUCGUCAAGCCUGUGGUGGAGUAUUGUGUUGUCUGUGGGGACAAGGCGUCAGGGCGUCACUAUGGAGCCGUCAGCUGCGAGGGCUGCAAGGGCUUCUUCAAACGUAGCAUUAGAAAGAACCUGGUGUAUACCUGCAGGGGAUCCGGAGAAUGUGCCAUUAACAAACUACACCGAAACCGCUGCCAGUACUGCCGACUACAGCGCUGUAUAGCUUUGGGCAUGAAGCAGGAUUCUGUGCAGUGUGAACGCAAGCCCAUGGAAGUUGCCACCAGAGAGAAAUCGAUGAAUUGUGCGGCCUCCACGGAAAAGAUCUACAUCCGGAAGAACCUUUGUAGUCCUCUGGCGGCCACGCCCACUUUUGUAUCUGAGAAGGAAACUGCUCGAUCCACGAGUUUGCUUGAGUCUAGCAUGUUGCUCAACAUCCAGCAGCCCUUCCCUAAGCUGGAAAACACCAUCCUGGUUCCAGCAUCCCCUGAUAAGGACGAUCUAUCUCAAGGGGACCUUGGUACCUUAGCAAACGUGGUGACAUCACUCGCCCACCUCAACAAGACCAGGGAGCUGAGCGACGGCGGGAACGACGUGAUGGGAGCCGAAACGCUCAGCAACGGCGACGGCUCCAUGACGGACAUCAACGUCGAAGAUCACUCUGCGAGUGAUAUCACCAGAGCUUUCGACACGUUAGCCAAAGUCCUACAUCCUGACGACGGCUCGGCCGGAGAAUCUUUAGAAACCACCAUGCAGCUGAUGUCGGGGGACCAGUCGGGUCCAGUGGUGGAGCUGGAUGGGCCUCUUCUUUCUGAGAGCCAUAUCCCUUUCAAGCUUAUGAUGCCUUUGCCGGUACCAGAGUACCUCAAUGUCAACUACAUCUGUGAGUCCGCGUCCCGGCUACUUUUUCUCUCUAUGCACUGGGCACGCUCCAUACCUGCCUUUCAAGCCUUAGGUGGACAAGACAAUGACAUUAACUUGAUGAAAGCCUGCUGGAACGAACUUUUUGCCCUGGGCCUGGCACAAUGCUCCAACAUUAUGAAUGUUGGUACCAUUCUAAGUGCUAUUAUCAACCAUCUGCAGACCAGCUUACAGGAAGAAAAGCUGUCCCCGGAGAGAGGAAAAGUGGUAAUGGAGCACAUCUGGAGGAUGCAGGAGUUCUGCAACAGCAUGUCCAAGCUGUCCCCAGACUCUUAUGAAUAUGCCUACCUCAAAGCUAUUGUUCUCUUCAGCCCUGAUCACCCCGGCAUAGAUAACAUCCCGCAGAUCGAGAUGUUCCAGGAAAAAGCGUACAUGGAGCUGCAGGACUACGUUACGAGGACCUACCCCGAGGACUCUUAUCGGUUAUCCAAGCUGUUGCUGCGCCUUCCGGCCCUCAGGCUAAUAAGCGCAGCUGUCACGGAGGAGCUGUUUUUCGCCGGGCUCAUCGGCAACGUGCAGAUUGACAGCAUCAUCCCUUACAUCCUCAAGAUGGAAUCCACUGAUUAUAACAGCCAAGGGGGCUCUGGUGUCUGACAAACGGACGGUGCCAUUAAACAAAGAAAGAAAAGAAAAAAAAAAAAAGUCAACAUUUGGAUUGCAAAAGGUUGGCAAACAAAGCAUUUAGAGAACUCAUCAAACCGGUUUUUGAAUGAGUAUAACAAACUAGAUUCAUGCCUCGCUAUCCGUUUUCAAUUCUGUUCUCUCUCUUAGCUUCUCUUCUCCAUACGCUGUCAGCUGGGCUCAGCUCGCUAAUGGGACAACCUGCAGAGACUCUGAGAAUUCAAUUCUUAAAACCUGCAUAGCAGAUUUAGCUUUUUACUGUAUGGUAUUUUAUGCUUUGUACCUUUUAUGCCUUUGUUUUUCUGAAAAACUCAUUUGUAUUUUGAUUGAAGCAGCAUGGUUUGUUUGUUUUUGUUUUUUUUUGUAUUCAUUACUUCUCUGACAUGGCCAUGCUAUUUUAUGUUAGGGUGGUUACAACAAAAGAAAAUGUGAAAUAAAUUUGUGAGCUCUUCUCAUCAAAGGUUAUUUAUGGCUCACUAGUUUGCUAAUCCGACGGAUUAGCUGCAUCUUAGCAUCAUGUGGAUCUGAAGUAACUGUAUAUAUAUUUAUAUAUAAAAUGCACCAAAAAAAGCUAUACAGUAAACAUUUGGUAAUUUGUGUAUUCUGUCAUUUUGGACAAGGAAAUGUUGAUGGAUAAAGAAGGUCUUGUCAUUUGAAAAUAAAAACACCUUUCAGU
This is a messenger RNA of Gambusia affinis (western mosquitofish), 2956 nucleotides long. It is a transcript of the gene nr2c1, whose product is annotated as nuclear receptor subfamily 2, group C, member 1. The record is from RefSeq and is a predicted model, not a curated record. Gene Ontology annotation, molecular function: zinc ion binding; nuclear receptor activity; RNA polymerase II cis-regulatory region sequence-specific DNA binding. The transcript is spliced from 14 exons. Gene Ontology annotation, biological process: cell differentiation; anatomical structure development; negative regulation of transcription by RNA polymerase II. The coding region runs from base 421 to 2253 and encodes 610 amino acids. Lineage: Eukaryota; Metazoa; Chordata; Actinopteri; Cyprinodontiformes; Poeciliidae.